Messenger RNA from Phaethon lepturus (White-tailed tropicbird), 1667 nucleotides. It is a transcript of the gene IKZF1, whose product is annotated as IKAROS family zinc finger 1 (Ikaros). NCBI's taxonomy places the organism in Eukaryota, Metazoa, Chordata, Aves, Phaethontiformes, Phaethontidae. The record is from RefSeq and is a predicted model, not a curated record. The annotation marks the transcript as partial. Gene Ontology annotation, biological process: regulation of transcription by RNA polymerase II. The transcript has 4 exons. Gene Ontology annotation, molecular function: DNA-binding transcription factor activity; RNA polymerase II cis-regulatory region sequence-specific DNA binding.
GAGAACGCCCUUUCCAGUGCAAUCAGUGCGGAGCCUCCUUCACACAGAAGGGCAACCUUCUGCGCCACAUAAAGUUGCACUCGGGUGAAAAGCCCUUCAAGUGUCACCUGUGUAACUACGCCUGCCGUCGCAGGGACGCCCUCACAGGACACCUGAGGACUCACUCGGUUGGCAAACCCCAUAAGUGUGGAUACUGUGGUCGCAGCUAUAAGCAGCGCAGCUCUUUGGAAGAACAUAAAGAGCGCUGUCAUAACUACCUGCAAACCAUGAAUAUCUCAAGCAGCCUUUAUUCAGUCAUAAAAGAGGAAACUAACCAGAGUGAAAUGGCUGAAGACCUGUGCAAGAUAGGGUCAGAAAGAUCCCUCGUGCUGGAUAGACUAGCAAGUAACGUCGCCAAACGUAAGAGCUCUAUGCCUCAGAAAUUUGUUGGUGAGAAAUGUCUGCCCGAUCUUCCAUACGAUGCCACCACCAACUAUGAGAAGGAGAACGAGAUCAUGCAGACGCACGUUAUAGACCAGGCCAUUAACAACGCCAUCAGUUACCUGGGGGCAGAGUCCUUGCGUCCCCUUGUCCAGACACCGCCAGGUGGUUCUGAGGUGGUGCCUGUCAUCAGCCCCAUGUAUCAGCUCCACAAACCUCUGGGGGACAAUCAGGCUCGCUCCAACCAUACAGCUCAGGACAGCGCCGUGGAAAACUUGUUGCUGCUUUCCAAAGCCAAAUCUGUCUCCUCUGAACGAGAUGCCUCUCCCAGCAACAGCUGCCAAGACUCAACAGAUACAGAGAGCAAUAACGAGGAACGCAGUGGUUUAAUUUACCUGACAAACCACAUAGGUCCCCACGCAAGAAAUGGCAUCUCUAUAAAAGAAGAAAACAGGCAAUAUGAUGUCUUGAGGGCAGGUACUGACAAUUCUCAGGAUGCUUUCAAAGUGAUCAGCAGCAAUGGGGAGCAAGUGAAAGUUUACAAGUGUGAACACUGUCGAGUCCUCUUCCUGGAUCACGUGAUGUAUACGAUCCAUAUGGGCUGCCACGGAUUCCGUGAUCCUUUUGAAUGCAACAUGUGUGGCUACCACAGCCAGGACAGGUACGAAUUCUCUUCCCACAUAACUCGAGGGGAGCACCGUUUCCACAUGAGUUAAAACUCCUCCGGCACAGAUCUAGCCUCAACAGCUGUGCUACUGGAGCUGCAUGAGCCGCAACAGCAACAAAGCGCAAGUCAGCUGGACAGUAAAAGUACAAGAGAAUCAACAGUUCAGCUGUCUUCUCCCACAAGAAAAGAUUUUUCCUUUUGGUAGCAUGCAUUGCAACUCAGUUUUCUAAAAUGAGUACUAAAGUUUUUACUGAAAAUGUUUGAUCACCAAAAACCUUUAAUAAUGUAAGUAGGAGCUUUUGUAGUCACAUAGCUGAAAGCCCUUCCCUUAACCGAUGCUUCUUGCAAACCUCCCUUGCCAAAACUGUUACCCAUGCGCAGGAUGCACGACGAGGACGCAACCGGCAGGAGUGGCCAAGCUUUCUCUCUUAACACUCUGAGCGCAGGGCUCUUUCUUACGCCAGAUGUAUGUUUUUUGACUUCCUGGUAUUAUCUGACCCUUUUGGGAAGAUUAAACUCAACUAAAGAUGGAGGGGCCCAUCUCAGAUGACUUCACGGACAGAUGGGGUGGGACGGGACC